GGUGUGUGGACAGUCGCUAAGUGUGCAGCAUCAUGGAUCCGCUCUCCGCCUGCCUGCUCCUGCUCACCUGCCUGGCAGAUUUGUCUGCCAGUGAAACUGAGUGGGGUGGAGCUGUGGGGGGAAGCUCGUUCGGGCCUUCCUCGGUGCAGAUCGUGGGGGUGAAUGUUGUGACAGUGGGAAUCCCGUAUGGUUUCCAGUGCAUAGCUGAUUGCUAUCCGGACUGCAAGUACACCUGGACCCGGGGUAAUGUGACCUCUCAGGGGCCCGAGCUGAGCUUCCAGCUGCUGCACGUGGUACCAACACAGACCCUGUCCUGCACUGUGUCCAACUCUGAAACAGGGGACUCGUCCACUGUCCAAAAAACGCUGCAGGUGACAGCGGGGCCAUCAAACAUCCAGAUCAGCGGUCCAACCUAUCUGACCUAUGGAGCGGAGUCCAUCUUCAUCUGCUCAGCCAGCUGCUACCCCGCAUGCAGCUUCUCCUGGACUGUGUCCUGGGAAGGGGAGACGCUCAGCAAGGCACAAGGCAGCAACCUUUCUGUCACUCCAUACACCAGCACCGUGCUGGAAGAAAAUCUGAUUUGUGAGGCCAUGGACACCGUCUCACAUCUCUACAUCUCCAGCUCUCUAUCACUGCCUGUCGCAAGUAUGUGA
This is a messenger RNA of Notothenia coriiceps (black rockcod), 653 nucleotides long. RefSeq lists its product as uncharacterized. The coding region runs from base 33 to 653 and encodes 206 amino acids. Lineage: Eukaryota; Metazoa; Chordata; Actinopteri; Perciformes; Nototheniidae. The record is from RefSeq and is a predicted model, not a curated record. The transcript is spliced from 4 exons.